This is a messenger RNA of Beauveria bassiana ARSEF 2860, 378 nucleotides long. RefSeq lists its product as uncharacterized. Lineage: Eukaryota; Fungi; Ascomycota; Sordariomycetes; Hypocreales; Cordycipitaceae. The transcript is spliced from 2 exons. The record is from RefSeq and is a predicted model, not a curated record. The coding region runs from base 1 to 378 and encodes 125 amino acids.
AUGAAAUUUUCAACCAGCAACAUCAUUACCCUGCUCGCAUCUACAGCUACCGGAGCCGUUGCGGCACCAGCUGUCAACGAGGAGGGUGUUAGUCCAGUGGUUGAGACAGCUACAGACUCACCAUCUGAUUUCGCUUCUAUUGAAGAGUCAUUUGACGAAGAAGAACCCUUUGAUCUCUCCAAACUUCUGCCAGAGUUGUUCCCAGAGCUAGCUGCUCGAGCCAAACCGGGCUGCAUGGGCGGCACAUGGAAAGCAUGCCACGACUGGACUCUGAGGCAGUGUCCUAUGCGAUGCACUGGUCUGCCUAGACGUCGACACCCUUGUACGCAGAGGUGCAUCAUGGGCGCAGGUAUUCAAUGCCAGAAAGCUUGUUCUUAA